Messenger RNA from Fonsecaea monophora, 540 nucleotides. RefSeq lists its product as hypothetical. The coding region runs from base 1 to 540 and encodes 179 amino acids. The record is from RefSeq and is a predicted model, not a curated record. The transcript has 3 exons. Lineage: Eukaryota; Fungi; Ascomycota; Eurotiomycetes; Chaetothyriales; Herpotrichiellaceae.
AUGCAGCUCCUAGCAUCGAGUAUAGCUCUGCUGGCUCAUCAGACACUUGGUGUUUCUGCCGCAGCCUUGAAAGCGCGGGAUUACAAGCUCACACAUACUCAGAUUGACUAUAACCUCGCUGAAGACGACUCACAGUUGGCUACUUGCGGUUCCAAGCUGCACACCCGAGGAGACGACACUCUCCCUCUCGGCCUGACCUCCAUCACCAUCGGCACCGUGACCACCGCGACCGGAACCACCGUCCCCCUCACUGUCCCGUAUUCGCUCUCGCGUGACCCUACUGUCUCGCUCAGAGGCAGCGGCACCACGGUCUUCGACAGUCCUCUCAGGAGCGCCACCUUGGUUUCCAGCGUCGUGCAUGAUUCGUCUUUCGCGGCGUUCUCGUCUGCCGAAUGCAUUUUUUACACCGGCAGUGUAAAUCUCGGGCAAGGGGCGUCCGCUUGUGUUGGUGGUAUCGUGACAUCGGCAUCGACUCAUGACGACGGCUCGAAGGUGACGUUCGAUGAAGUGGUGGUUUGUACGACUUGCAGCUACUCUUGA